AUGCGGCCAGAGGCGCUGCGCGAACCCUACGCAGGGCCCGAGAGUGGUCCUGAGCCGCCUUUCCCGAUCAAGCUGUUUGGACCGGUGAUCAAAGGCUUUGGACGAGGGAGCAAAGAGCUCGGCAUUCCAACCGCCAACAUCCCGCCGGAAGGACUAGCCUCGCACCCUGAGCUCGAGUCCGGCGUGUACUACGGGUGGGUGGGACUGUCGCUGUCGCCGUCGCCGGACACGCUGUCGAGCUCGACGGCGGUGUACCCGUCGGUGCUGAGCAUCGGCUACAACCCGUUCUACAAGAACACGGUGCGCAGCGUCGAGAUCCACAUCCUGCACGACUUCAGCCACGACUUCUACGGCGCCGCCCUGAACCUGCUCGUGCUCGGCUUCAUCCGGCCCGAAUACGACUAUGUCUCGCUCGACGCCCUGGUCGACGACAUCAAGACCGACUGUGACGUCGCGGCCCGCAGUCUGCGCAGGCCCGCUUACGAAAAGUUCGAGCGGGAGCCCUGGCUGAAAGACUUUGACUGGUUCAAGUCCAUUGAUACCGCCAAGCUGGAGAGAGAAGUCUUGAACAAGGAAUAG
Molecule: messenger RNA, 579 nt
Organism: Capronia epimyces CBS 606.96
Lineage: Eukaryota; Fungi; Ascomycota; Eurotiomycetes; Chaetothyriales; Herpotrichiellaceae
Product: riboflavin kinase
Exons: 2
Coding region: 1-579 (192 amino acids)
Biological process (GO): FMN biosynthetic process; riboflavin biosynthetic process
Cellular component (GO): mitochondrion
Molecular function (GO): riboflavin kinase activity
Source: RefSeq, a predicted model, not a curated record